Molecule: messenger RNA, 693 nt
Organism: Lactuca saligna
Lineage: Eukaryota; Viridiplantae; Streptophyta; Magnoliopsida; Asterales; Asteraceae
Source: the annotation of a GenBank genome assembly
AUGCUUCCUGUUAUUCUGGAUUAUGUCCAUUUUAAAGGUGGAACAUUACUGUUGCUUGCAUAUGGUGACAAUGAGCCCAGUUGCAUUGGUGGUCAAUUUUGUCCUCAACAUUUUUAUACUCAUCAUCCUCUCUCUCUUAAGACAAUAUUUUUUGAUGAGCUGCAUGCAACUGAAUCUUGGAAAAUGGUGGAGAGACUAGUUAAUUAUGUUAUCUACAAGGGAACGUUUCUUCCAUUGGUAGGACCACCAACAUUAGUUAGAGCAGGAUUGUGGUCAACAUGGUUGAUUGUAUUAUGCUCUUUGAAGAUGUUUCAAGCUCUAGCCCGGGAUCAACUUGAACGGUUGAAUGCAUCUCCUUCUGCAACUCCAUGGACUUACUUCCGUAGUGAAGAUACGGUGAAAAAAGCAGCAUCUGUUGUUACAGAAUUUAGUUUGGAUGUUGAGGAGAUUAUUACUGAAGAGAAUAAUAAUGGUGAAGAUGUGACAGAGAAGGCAGGAGAAGCAGAUGUAAAUGUUGUGGAGGAUUUGGAUUUGGAUUUGGAUUCGAGGCAACCAGAUGCUGGUGAUGUGAAUAUUGAGGAGGACAUGGACCUGGAUACUAGUGGUCAAAGUCUUGAUAUUGUUAAUGUCACUGAACAACAAAAUGAGGAGGAGGAGGACGAGCAUCGGAAGAUAAAUAAAAAAAACGAAUAA